Messenger RNA from Babesia ovata, 5130 nucleotides. RefSeq lists its product as uncharacterized. The coding region runs from base 1 to 5130 and encodes 1709 amino acids. The transcript has 2 exons. Lineage: Eukaryota; Apicomplexa; Aconoidasida; Piroplasmida; Babesiidae. The record is from RefSeq and is a predicted model, not a curated record.
AUGGCGUUCCUUCAUGGUGUUUUAGAUAACAUUCAGCCUAAAUUAGGCCAGCAUAAAGGCACUUUAACUAGCGCACUUAACUUACUUAAAGACACAAAUGAUAAUGGUAUUACUAAAUACAAGGCGGCGAUAGCCGAGGUGGCGAGUGGAGUACAUACAUAUAAUGAGAAGGUGGCAGCGUCGAAUGAUGCUGUGAAAAGUGUUAUAACAAGGCUUCAAUAUGAUGUUGGGAGAAGAUUUAGAGAUGAGAUUGAAGAGGCUGUGAGACAAGUGGACAUGAAGUUGGGGGACUGCAAGACAAAUGCCCAGACUUUUAUCACUAAUAUGACUAGCACACAUUUAAACACAGCAGACCUUAAUUUUGAUUGCAAAACAAAAAUUGAUAGGGCAAUAAAGAACAUUGCGCAUGAAGGCAAGAGGCUCCUGUCGUUGUGGGGAAAGGAGAAGAAGGACCUAGAUGAAAUGGAGAAACAAAUAAGGGGGACGUUUGACUUUUUAAAAACAGGUGUGAAUGCAGUAAACACAUCGCAGGUAAAUGAGUUGGUGGAGAAGUUGAAAUGGAAAGUUGCUGCUAUAAGGGUUCAGAUUGAAGGCAUCGGUGUAAUACUUGAGAAUCGUAUUAAGGAGUUAGAGAACUGGAAGGAGGAGGCAGCAAAACUUGUGGAUGGUACCGGCAAAGUGGCGGGUGAAAUCGAGAGAAAGGAUCCCGGAAAAAUUAAUUACGAUGAGAUUUUGGGUAAAGAGAAGGAGUUGGAAGAUAUUCUUGCUGCGCUAGAUGACAACGUAAAUAGGUUCAAGGGUGAUGUGAAAGCUGCUGCUACCAAGGGUGAGGAGCUUGUUAAAGGUUUUGACAAAGUGCUUCAAACGGAUUUGAAGGUAUUGGAGGGUUAUAUUGAAGGCGCGAUCAAGGAGUAUGUUGAGAAGUUGAAGAGUGGGCACUUUGGAAAGAUUAAAAAGGGCGUUGGAAACAGAGAGCGCCCACUAGAGGGGAAUGAUGAGAGCAUAGAUGCUUGUUGGGAAAAGCUUAAGCAGGAGAUUACGGGCCUUGUUGGUGAGGUUAUUGGCAAAGAGCCGGGGCCGAAGAAAUAUGAUGGCCUUAAGGGAAUUAAACAAAAGGUGAAGGAAUAUGCUCAGUUUUUCACUCAGGAGAGUUUUGAGAGUACAGUUCAAGGCUGGAUAAAAACAAUUCUGGAGAAGAAUGAGAUUGUUAUUGAGCGUAUUGGGUACUAUAUCAGCUAUGACCAUAACAAGACGCAUUUUGUGCACGAGAAAGUUAAGCAACAAGGUAAAGACGCUAUUGAUGACGAAUUCAGGAAACCGAUCGCGAAACGGAUCAAAGAGGAGAUAAAGAGUAAGCUUAAUGACAAAUUUUGGGAACCUAAAAAGGUUAAACAACCUGUGGAUGCUGAACACCCAUACAGCAUCACGAAAAACGUGGCAUUCGUUCAGGAGGUUUGCGAUAAUUUUGCCAAGGAACUUGGUGAGCAGAUUAAGAACGGCGGAAAGAUAACCGCUUCCGGAAUAGCGGAGCAGAUUAAGAACGAUAAGGAUGUUGUAGCAGAAAGCCAUCGGAAACAGCAUGUUGAAUAUCAUUUAACGCACGCCGUUCAAUUUAUUCUGGCCGCACUUCAGUCCAACGCCAGGCGUGUUGCCAAAACGCUUGAAUCAUUCACCUCUACCAAGGAUGGAACAUACCACCUCGGCUCCAACCUAGAGCUGGCUAUAAGCCGAGUUGAAACAAUAAAAAAUAUGUUUGGCGACGAGACCGGCAAAGGAAGACCAAACGAGCCUGGCAGUAAGAUUAAAAUGGCGUUGACGUCCGUGAAGGCAAGUAUCUCGGAGCUUGACAGGUCCAUGGAAAAAGACCUCAAGGCUGCAGUUGCCGGCGCAUUUGGUGAUGCCCUCAAAUCAAAGGACAAUCCUGCAGAGGUCAGGAAUCUUAUGAUAGGUUACGGUGUACAUAUACGCAAUAUCUUCAUCGAUUCCGUCCAUGCAAUUAACCAUAGAUCGCUAUCAUUUAACGUAGAUAAAACAAAAGGUGCCCUCGACAAUCUGUCCAGCGAUAUCAAAGAACAUCUCAACGCCCUUACCAAUUCAUUCUCUAACGUCGGCAAGGAUCUCAGAGGGAAAUUGAUGGAUUUUAAGAAUUAUAAGCUUGAAGGAUCCCUCAUUGUUAUAAAAAAUAAAAUACAGCACCUGAUCAGCACCGAACUUGCUGAAGUCACUAAGGCUGCUCAUGCGUUCGAAAAGCAAGCCAACGAUCUACGUGAAUCAACGACGAUCACGCUUACAGAUUACGUCCGCUCCCAGGUUACAAUUGCCCAAAUCGAUAUAACUACUCACGCACGUAAGCAGUACGUCUCUUCCAUCCAAUUGCUGCUCAACCAAUUUUCCGAAAGGGUCAGCAGCGAAUUAGGUCCUUUACCAGCAGCCAUCGACACCGACCGGAGGGAGGGCUUCAAAGGCUUUAUGAGAACCUUUGAAGGCAAAAUGACCGAUAAUGCAACGACUGACGAAAACAUUAAAAAGCUCAAAGAUCUUGCAAGUGAGUCCGCUGACACAGCUGAGCAGAAAGCAACACUCUUCAAAACGCUGUCUACAAAAUUCAAGGAAUUCUUCGGGCCACUAAAGGGGUAUUUGGACACGGAGAUCAUGAGACUCUAUAAAGACAGCAACGCAAAGAAGAAUCCUCCCGUAAUUAUCAAAGACACCGAUAAACAUCCUUACGCCGACGCACUUGACACCGUGCAAUCCAAACUCAACACUCUCCUCGAUGAACUUCACAGCUCCAAUCACUUCACUCACAGUCUCACCAUUAAUCUUGGUAACCUUAGCAGUGCACUUCAUAGUUUAGUUCCGACAAAUUUCGAGGGUCCGUGCAACACGCUGCCGGACGUUAUCAAGAGUGGACUGAGAGACUUCCACGAUGAACUCGAAAAGGCGUACGUGUCGGUGUAUGAUGCUGAGCCGUGGAAAUCAGAGCAUUCCGACAAAUACGCAAAAAUAUAUUUCACGCUUUUGAAGACCGUAUGUCACGAUUUGAUCAGGUUAAGAGAGCACUGCGAUGGUGACUGCAAAGACAAGAAAAUAUGUUUGCUUGAAAUGUCGGACAGAAAACAAAUUGCCAACCCUCUCGGCCAGUGGCUUGAUAAACGAGGCUUCACGGUGUCGAAUUCUCCAGACAAGCAAAACGGCGAGUUGAACAAGGAGAAGAACAGUGACGCAAUUACCAACUUACUUGACGCGCCAAUUGACAAAUCGCAAGAUAAUUUACAUCUUCAGCAAUGCAUAUCAAAGAAAGAUACUGGGUUCCCCGUAAUGGACAUCCUUGACUGUCUGUUCGAUCACCUCAUUCAAUAUAAUAAAACUAGCCACUUAAUUAUUCCAAUUUCACCUAAGUCACCGUCUAGCGUAAACGACAUGCUGCAAUGGCUGGUCGGCCUCCGGUACAAUCCGAUGUGUCAGCCAGUCGUGAGUGCCUUCAACGGGUUGUUUAGCGACGCAGAGAAAGGAUUGGCCGUGACAGCUCCACACGACGUCUUAAGAAUGAUACCAAACUCAACGCUGAGACCUAACACACUGGCAGGCACACUCACCGCAGUGUGCCGUCAAGCCGAAAAAACACUCACCGCAAUCCAGGGCUACGGACAUUCCGACGGCCGUUAUGCCUGCGAGUACGCCAACAACUCCCGCAAUUUAAUUUAUCCCACCAACCCUGCUGCGUGCAUGGACAUGCUUAUAGAUAUACUGUGUAGGCUUCAACAACAAUUGUGUUUCCUCUACAGACAAUGUUGUGUCACAAGUAAAUGCAGUGGAUGGCGUGACUGCCAUUACGGCAAAAAUGUAGCUGGGUCAUCGUGGCAGUGCAACGAUAAGCAAUGCCCUGACCAAACGUGUGACCAAACAUGUAACCAAAAGUGCAAACAACAUCCUGACUGUGGCCUCAAGUCGCCGCUUCAAUCGUUCCUUGAAGACGGCCUACAAGGCUUUUUGCCGCAUCAAUUCACCACUCCAGGGUGCAAGCUAACCUGCACAGUGUCAAAUCACAGAGGCCUUCCUUGUAAGACGCCUAUGGGUUUCGGUGAGCUUGCCACGACAGCAUCUCAUACACGUAACGGCGCGUAUCUCAGAGAUGUGCUCUACGAUUUCUGCGGCGAUGCUAGCAAGCCGCUCAGCAGAUUAUGCGGCUACCUUGUAUGCCUUGUAAAUCGUCCACCUGGAACAUUAGGAGAGAUGUUUGGGUUCUACUAUUCCUUCAUCCAUGGAUGGAGUGGUAGCGGUACCCAUCGUAGGGAUGGCUUCAACAAAGCCGUGAUCAGUGCCAAUUUCGAAAAUGAAGGUACAAGCCUGGACAUUGCUCCAAUAUUCAGAAGCAGCGAUCAUAAAUCUGGUAAUUGUAUGCCACACCUCACCGGUGAUCUGCACGCUCUUGUUAAAUGCACCGGUACAACAGGGGACGCUGCGUCACACCCAUGUGGUCCGUACUUGAGAUCACUGUGCCAUGACAUCCGAGGCAUAUAUUCAGAGACUUACGCAGCCAAAUAUUUAUCAUGGAUUGUCUAUUUAACAGAGACAUUCUAUAAGCUGCUAAGCAUGUUGUAUGAUGAGUGUAACAGUAGAUGUGGCGGUGAAAAACCAAGGUGCCGUAAAAGUAAAUGCAUUAGCAAUUGCGAAGCUACAAAGUGGCCGAUUAGCCCUGAAUCGAGGCAUGAUGAAUCCUGUCAUUCAAUUGUAAAUUGCACAUUCACACUGCCAACAUUGUGCAAAUACGGUCUAUAUUUUGAAAACACGUUAGACCUCGCUGGCAUGAAUGGAAUGCCAUUGAAACGCACAUGUAACGAUUUUUGUACACUAUUAAAAACAGUGCUAAAUGAAAAAUCUGUUCUUGUUAAACUCAUCCAUGCAAUCGACAAUUUCAUCUGGAAAAUCAGAGAGCCAUUCUCCCUGAUAUUGUUAACCCUCUGGUCCCUCUCUCUGCUGUACCUGCUGCACAUCACCGUCGUCCGCCUCGACGUCCUGAGGAUACGCUCCCACCUGCGCUCACCCUCAAGCCACCGCAUCGCCGCACAGUCGCUACUCGCCGCCGCACGCGUCAAGGCACUCGCCAACGUCAAGUACUUCUCACCAUAA